Messenger RNA from Oryzias latipes (Japanese medaka), 4189 nucleotides. RefSeq names its product secretory carrier-associated membrane protein 1. Lineage: Eukaryota; Metazoa; Chordata; Actinopteri; Beloniformes; Adrianichthyidae. Gene Ontology annotation, cellular component: recycling endosome membrane; trans-Golgi network membrane. The record is from RefSeq and is a predicted model, not a curated record. Gene Ontology annotation, biological process: protein transport.
GCGGAAGUGUGAUGUGCCAUCACGCCGCACCUGUCUCCAGAAGUGCUGUACCUGUCCGCCUGUGCUGCUGGCCGUGGUGCUGAAACUGUGACGUACAGGACUGUCGUUCAUCACGCAUCCUCUCAUCUCUACUGCCAUUUUUUGUGCUACUUUUUAACUUGCUAAGCAAGGGGGGGUCUCCGCGUUAGCAGGAGGUGCAGACAAAGGAGAGAGAGGCAGUGGUAUUGACGGACUGCUCCUUACCCGGAGAUUUGGGGUCUUCUUUACAGACAAGAGGCUGCUACCUGAAAGGCGAUACCAUGUCUGACUUUGACAGCAAUCCGUUUGCAGACCCGGAUUUCAGCAAUCCCUUUCAGGAUCCCUCUGUGACCCAAGUGACCCGAUCUGCCCCUCCUGGGGGUCUGGAGGAGUACAACCCCUUCACAGACGCCAGAACGGCAGCACCUGGAAGCGGCCCCAAAUCUGCUCCAGCACCUUCCCAGAACACACAGCCUGCCAUAAUGAAGCCCACGGAAGAGCCGCCAGCUUACACACAGCAACAAACUCAGCGGCGUACUGAGGACCAGGCGCGUGCUCAAGCCGAGCUCCUGAGGAGGCAGGAGGAGUUGGAGAAGAAAGCCGCGGAGCUGGACCGUCGGGAGAGAGAGCUGCAGACACACGGAGCAGCAGGCCGCAAAAACAACUGGCCUCCACUUCCAGAGAAGUUUCCCGUUGGGCCAUGCUUCUAUCAUGAUAUAGCUGUGGACAUUCCCGUAGAAUUCCAGAAGACCGUAAAGAUUAUGUACAACCUUUGGAUGUUCCAUGCAGGCACACUUUUUGUGAACAUGUUUGGCUGCCUGGCGUGGUUUAUUGUAGAUGCGUCCCGUGGCGUAGAUUUUGGCUUGGCCAUGCUCUGGUUUCUGCUCUUUACUCCAUGUUCUUUCAUCUGCUGGUAUAGACCGCUCUAUGGUGCAUUCAGGAGUGACAGCUCAUUCCGCUUCUUUGUCUUCUUCUUCAUCUACAUCUGUCAGUUUGGAGUUCACGUCCUACAAGCAAUUGGCAUCACUGGCUGGGGAACAUGCGGCUGGAUCGCAGCUCUGACUGGUCUGAACACCAGCAUCCCAGUUGGCAUCAUCAUGUUGCUAAUUGCUGCUCUGUUCACUGCUCUGGCUGUGGGCUCACUCAUUAUGUUCAAAAAGGUGCACGCGUUGUACCGAACUACUGGUGCUAGUUUUGAGAAGGCGCAGCAGGAGUUUGCCACCGGCGUCAUGUCAAACAAGACGGUUCAGACUGCAGCAGCCAACGCUGCAGCCAAUGCUGCUACCAAUGCUGCUCGCGGGGCCUUCAAAGCUCAUCCUUAAAGACAGAGAUGGCAAACAUUCCCACACAGCUGCAACUGUAAACACACAUUUUGUCAUAAGGGAGGCACACAACUCUGGCUUAAAUAUUUUGAAUGUCAGAGGCUCACACUGUCCUUACUAACUGGUGAGUAACAGAGAUUGGCCAGAGUUGUUCAUCCUCUCUAACAUCAAACACCGGUUCAAAAGCUCCCAUCUCUUUUCCUCGCAUUGAUUAGGUAGCGAUGUGCUGUGAGCAUGUGGGGUUUUAUCUCUCACACUCUGACUUUCCGCUCCCUCUGACCUCUUGAGGUGAUCACAUCAGGCCUAGAUUGCAGCUCUUGGAUUCCCUGUUUUUGUCAUGACUUUCUGCCUGAAGAAUUCAGUGUAGCGUAGUGAAACAGUGAUAAUCCGAACAUGGUGGUUGGAACUUCGUUCCUCGUUUUCUAGCUGUCCACCACAGUGCGUGUGUGGGUUUCUGUGCAAAUGUUUCACUUAAGAAAAUCCCUACCUUUUUUUUUUUUUUUAGUUAUCCAGCACUUUGACGUUGAGAUCGGAAAGGUAAACCAUACCCUCUGUAGAUCUGUGUUUCUAUGACGAGACAAAUACCAUUCUCCCAAUAGUAACAGUUAUUUCAUAAAUAGGAAUCUGUUGCUGUUUCUCAGCAACACCUCUAACUUGAUCAGCUGUUCUUUAAUCUACGCUGGUCAGGCUCGCCCAGCAACUUCAGAUUGAAAGCAUGACAGCAUGUGCGGCCCACCUGAGCUUCAGUCAUUCAGUCCACUGCCUUUCUUCAGGCUACUCAAAGUGGCUUUUUGGGGGAAUGUCUGCCUAACUUUGUCCCUCCUUUUCCUGUUGGAGAUGACUGCAUGUUCUAACCGCUGUGAGAUGAAAGUUCAACUCUUGGUUUUAACAGCUUGACGUGUUUGACAUUAAAACUGACUGUAUUUUUAUUUCUAAUUGUGCACCCAUUAACCCUUCUACUCUUUUUGCGUUUUUUUCUCAUUCAUAUUUUGAAAAAAUGAAUGCUGCUAUAGAUUUUGAGCUUGUUGAUUGGCUCCUCCCGCCGUCACAUUUCCUGUUUGGAGUUUAUAAUAAUCUCACACGAAGAGGACUGAGCUGCCUUUUUUGACAGAUGACCUGAACAUUAACAGAGCUACAGUCAUGAUUACUCUGCGUCUACGGAGAGGUAAAAACACUAAUGCUGUGUAAAUGUACCACACACAAUUACUGUUUUGUAGCCAAAAUGAACAUUAAAAGAACCAAAUCCACAUCCAGUGAUAUCACUGUAACACUAACUGAUGUGCUGUUUCAACCAGAGGUGGCUGGUUUUUAAAAAAAAAAAAUUUUAUUUUACUUGAAUAGACUUAUAAUUUUAAACAGUAUGUCUAAUUCACUGCAGUGGGUUGUCAUAAAGUUUGGUUCUAUUUUCAUAUUUCGAACCAUUUAUUCUAAAGAUACAUCAUAAUGUCGAUACAAUAUCUAUGUCUAUAAUUGCAUAAGAAGGUAAAUAUUGUUAACAGUGUUUAUGCAGAAAUAUUAAACAUUUUCAGAAACAACAAACUUCCUGUCUGCAGUGGUAUUAGCAUCAAUCAACCUUUGUGCAUAAAAACAUUUAACGAAAAUUGAAAAAUGAGAAAGAAUUGAUGUUCUAUCUUCAAUAGAGAAAAUAGGUUUAAAUUUUCCAAAAUGUCUGCAACUUGCAAAAUAUUAACUAGUAUACAUCAGUAUUUAUUCUAGACAUCAGUCAAAGGCUUGUUGAUAGUAAAAAAAAAGAUCAAUUCUCUUUUACACUGUCACCAUGUCUAGAAAUACCAGUUUGUUUUUUGCAGAUUCCAUAAGAUUUAGUUCUAAUGAUAAAACUGUUAUUCAAUUAUUUUGUUUUUGCCAUUCAUUUUUAACUCUCGAGUAAAAUAUUUGAAUGAGUAUGUUGUACUUCUACUUAUUUUUUAAGUAAAGCUACUCCCAAAUACAAUUUUGGCCAUCCGACCCGCCUCUGGUUACAACAGUGUAACAAACUGUACAGACUACCGUCACUUAAGGCGGCUUUGAUAGUGUCAUUUAAUGUACACCUAACAGGUGUGGCUGUUUAUCUGUGAAAUGAUCCCUAAAGUGAUGGGAAAAUGAGGGUUGGCUUUUAUUUUGAAAAGUGCAGCACACAUUUGUGCUUCUAGUGCAAGUGUGAAACGUGUUUUGUUUUACUGUUAUUUAUGGUCUUAUUUAAGUUGUUGCAUUUCAGUUUUCUUUGGUUGUUAAACAUUAUUGGGUUUUGUAACGACAUGGUCAUAGCAUCAGCUUGGCUGCAAACAGACUUUGUCCCGCAAAAAGUGUGCUUGUUGUAUGCGAAUGUUUGAACACAAAAUGUCUGAAAGAAUAAGUUCCCUAAAGUGUUAUUCUAUAUCCUGAAAAGCUGUGAGAAAUCUACCAAAUGUCCAUAUGGAUUUUUUUUCAAAUCUUCCUUUGUGAUGUGUUCCCCUCCGUUUUACUGCUUUAGGCUAGUGAAAAACUUAAAUUCACCUACAAGAUCACCUUGUAUUUGUUCUUAAAAUGAUUGUUAUCCCAAGCCAUGUCACGGUGGGUAUUUCUCUUCAUGUAUGUGGCAAAGUGGUCUGCAGUACAGGAUGUGUUUGGAGGUUUGCUGACAUCAAACUCAGUUUUCAACUUGGGACGAUAUUACUUCACUGAACCAGAGAAAAACCUCAUCCGUUAGGGACACCUGUAUAUUUUGUAUAGUUUGAUUCCUGAUAUCAGUCACAUGUAAAAAGAAAAUAAUCCUCCUUGUCUGGCCUUUGUUGCAUGUGAAAUAGUUUCAGUUUUGUAUAUUUAUGGUAUUAACAUGAAAUAAAAUUUCAAUGAAAUAUUUGCAGACCUUA